Tachysurus vachellii is the source of this 1717-nucleotide messenger RNA. It is a transcript of the gene svip, whose product is annotated as small VCP interacting protein. The coding region runs from base 447 to 689 and encodes 80 amino acids. The record is from RefSeq and is a predicted model, not a curated record. Lineage: Eukaryota; Metazoa; Chordata; Actinopteri; Siluriformes; Bagridae. Gene Ontology annotation, cellular component: endoplasmic reticulum membrane. Gene Ontology annotation, biological process: positive regulation of autophagy; negative regulation of retrograde protein transport, ER to cytosol; negative regulation of VCP-NPL4-UFD1 AAA ATPase complex assembly. The transcript is spliced from 4 exons.
CCUUGCUAUAACGGGACCAACCAGUUAGCAACAUUCUCACAGCUGCUUAUUAAAGCGGCUUAGUGUCGGCUUUAUAUUUCAACCAGAUCAUUCAAUAAAUAUCUAACAAAUAUACUGAUAUUUUCCAGAUGUCAGGUCGUACGAAGAAGAGGUUCGGUCGGAAUUAAUUGUAUUUUUAGUUCCUUAGUGGCUGUUAGUUGCUGCAUCAGAUUGUUUACAUUGGCUUACCCAGUCGCUAGUUAGCAAGCUAGCAUUCCUAGAGUAGUUACUGUUUAUACGUUGUUUUUUGUUCAGCUGAAGGGAUUUUCAGUGUCAUUCGGAGCAUUACAUUAGUUGGUAUUGACUUAGGUUGCUUAGCUAAGCGUUGUCAUUUAUUCUGGUGGCCGUUAUAAACUUUUUUUUGGACUGUUGUUACACCGCUGUGUUGCACGGCUGCUGUGUGCAGUAUGGGGAUGUGUCUGCCAUGCUUGGGUGGAGCUGCAGACGACGUUGUAGUGACUCCUGAUCCUGAAGCAAGGAGGCGACAACUGGCAGAAGCCGCAGAGAAGCGACAGAAAGAGAGCACACACAGAGGCAUCAAGAACCCAGAAGCCAUGGAGAGGAAAAAGAAGAAACAAGAAGAGAUUGAAAAGCAGGCAAUGAGCACAUCACCAUCCGGAGGCGGGGGACUUAGGUGGCAGGUUGGAUAACAUAAUGCGAAGAGAAGACAACUGGUGUCAACUUAGCAGCUCAGCCCACACGAACGGUGUUUACCAUCCAAAGAGACGGGUGGUAAUUUUUUUUUCUUUCCUUAAAAAAAAAAUAAAAGCUUUUUGGGUCUGUGUUUGUAGCAUAUAUAAACAUUUUGCCAAUCUUCCUGUAAAGGAAAUCUGAUCUUUGGAGAUCUUUGGAUGUCAUGCCUACUCUAUCAUGCUGAGAUACGAUGUUCCAACCAAAAGAGCGCUGAUGUAACCAAAACAGCACUGUGUUUUUUAAUACACUUGUUUAUGGAUCACAGCUGAGAAGAAACAUUGCAAUUUCACUGAUCAUUCACCAGGGUGCUAAUAAAGAAGGGUCUGUUAUUUUUAAAAAGUAAAAAUGGUUGAAAUGAAUGGAACACUACACAUUUAUAUCACAUUUUCUAAUGGAUGGAUGUACAACGUUUGGCACAUUCUAUUAGACGUGCUUCUAUAUUUUACCGUUAUUUUAUACACUGCUGUGUUUUAGUUAAAGGACCACAGUGCAAUAUAAAUGAUAUUCUCAUGUUCUCUUGGGAUUGUACCGAAUGUUGAAACUAAAAAUGAGUGCUGAAUCACAUUUGAAUCAGUCUGAUAUAUUAAUAAUGAAUGUUCUAAUUUUAUUACACUGGUGAUAAAUGAAGGUCACUGAUUGGUUAUUCUUGUGUUGAUUUACUCGAAUGUAGGGCAGCAGAUUAUGACCUAUCUAUCACUGUUCCCUGGUGUAUGCAAUAAGACUACAGCAUAAUUCAGCUCACUCAGCUAUAGUGCACUUCUCUGGUUAACGGCGUUAUUGUGUCAUUAAAAGCCAGGCACAAAACUGUGCUGUUUUUAUAUUAAAGCAAAAUUUUUAAAAGAAAUGCUUUUAAAAUAUCUUUAUUACCAAAGCUCAAUGUGCUUGCUAUUUUUCCCUAAAUAUCUUUAAAUCCUGGCCCUCACCAUCUAAAGGGAAUAAGGCCACGAUAUUUGUUUUAUGAGCUUGAAUAAAUUCCUUAAUCUCA